Ostertagia ostertagi is the source of this 1230-nucleotide messenger RNA. Lineage: Eukaryota; Metazoa; Nematoda; Chromadorea; Rhabditida; Trichostrongylidae. The record is from the annotation of a GenBank genome assembly.
AUGACCCGUCACCUUCCAAUUUGGCGAUGUCGGCGACAAAGUUGCGGAGGCGAGCAUCUCCCUGAUCUUCCAGACGAAAUCAUCGCUCAGAUCAUUUCAACCAUUUCUCCUACUGAGAUAAUUACAUUACGAUGGUUUGGGAUCAGUAGUGGCUUUGAUCACAUUGUCAAUGAACACAUUAAAAAGUGCACCACUUUGAAUGUAUGCGAGGACUUCAUUUGGCAGUAUCUUCGUUCGGAGUUGCUUCGAGCGAAUCAACUAUGGCCAGCACACAGGAAUCUCCUCCAUCUGCUGAUGAAGAAAUGUUUCUGUUAUUUGCAAGAAUUGACAGUUCCCAUCGCUAUGUUUACGGAAAUUCACUCGAUUUUGGAAAGCACCAAUACAGCCGAUCCCGUGGCAUUGGCAAUGCCACGGUUGACCAGAAUUACGGUACAUAUUGGAGAGGAGUGGGGAAAGCUGCUUAUAUCACACAACUAUGACAACUUAAAGAUUAGGCCUCUUUGCAGUUACCUAGCGGAGGUCAAUCUCGAUAUAAAACUUUCGGACGUGGAGAUCGUAACCUGUUGCGGCUUUCGGUCACUAGUUCGAUAUUUCUUGGAAAUGGCAGACUCUCAUACAAUUUGGAAUUUGACACUAGAAGAUUGUACCAGCAAUGGACAGGGUUACUAUGGGCCGUCUGACAUGAAUAGAUGUCGUAACAAGGUGUUUAUAAGCUACGUUCGUGUUCUUCUCGAUCUUGGUGUGACAAUCAACCGGCUCACACUGCUCGACAGGAGAAAAAUAUCUCCAUACAUGAUGAUAAUGUCGCUCAAUAAACGCCGUUCUCUCUAUAUGUAUCCUGAGUUCAAGUGUUGCCGUGAGUUGUUUGUGUGCUACGACAUCGGCUUGAUUGCUCCAGUCUUCGCUCAUGAGAAUGACCGAUUUUUGUCGUUGCAAAUUUUUGAAGUGGACGAGUCUCAUGUUCUUUACAAAAGGGAUCUACUCGAAUAUCUGAGCAGCGCACCAAAUUUAUGCGAGAUGCGUGUUGUUGUGCCAGCAACUUGGUCAAGAAGGGUCAGCUCAUGCAAAAGGGGUUGUUUCACCAGUCCCGAUUUUGCUUGCUUCAGACCAGAUGGGUGGUGUGGUGUGCAAGCGAGACUGCCAACAACUAAAUUUGCCUUGGUUGGUUCGGACGACGAGUCCUCGGACGGUGGUCAUGAGACAAAUUCUACGCAACUGCCCGCCAUCUAA